CCAUCAGUCAAGUGACAGCCAGUUUCUGUCAAAACCGGUAGCUGAUAAAGGGUUUUGUUUUGUAAAAGCGCGGUUUAAAAAGUAAUUUAUUUCGAGAAAAUGGAGAUAUCCGAAGAAAAUUUGCAAACUCUAGCCCGUUACCUUCAAGAGACCUUAAACCCGGACGUUUCAAUUCGAAGACCAGCUGAGAAAUUCUUAGAAGGCGUUGAGGUGAAUCAAAACUACCCCUUACUUUUGCUGAAUCUGGUGCAUAAACCCGAGGUGGACAUGACUGUGAGAAUAGCCGGAUCAGUGGCGUUUAAAAACUACAUCAAACGCAACUGGAGCGUCGAAGAUGAUCAACCAGAUAGGAUUCACGAAUCAGAUAGAGUAGCAAUUAAAAAUCUCAUAGUGACUUUGAUGUUGACCUCUCCCGAGUCCAUACAGAAACAGUUAAGUGACGCUGUAAGUAUUAUCGGGAAAACUGAUUUCCCAAUUAAAUGGCCCGAGCUGAUCACCCAAAUGGUGGAAAAGUUCGCUACAGGGGACUUUAAUGUAAUUAACGGGAUCCUGAGAACAGGACAUAGUUUAUUUAAAAAAUACCGCUACGAGUUCAAAUCCAAUGAACUAUGGACUGAAAUCAAAUACGUUUUAGAGAAAAUAGCUCAACCUUUAACAGAUUUGUUCGUCGCCACAGUAAAACUCACGGAAACUCACGCUAAUGAUGUUAACGCACUUCGGACAAUAUACAGCUCAUUGGUGCUGAUAUGCAAAGUGUAUUACUCUUUAAAUUUUCAAGACUUGCCUGAGUUCUUUGAAGAUAACAUGCAGGUGUGGAUGCACAAUUUCCAUAUUUUACUCACAGUAGAUCAGAAGAGCUUACAGACAGGGAGCGACGAGGGACCGGGUGUAAUUGAACAAUUGAAGACUCAAAUUUGCGACAACAUUGCGCUCUACGCUCAGAAAUAUGAUGAAGAGUUCCGUCAAUAUCUUCCCCAGUUUGUCACUGAUGUAUGGAGUUUAUUAGUAGCGACCGGCUUAGAGCCUAAGUUUGAUUUGCUCGUUUCCAACGCCUUACAAUUCUUAUCAUCAGUAGCUGAAAGAAGCCACUAUAGGAAUUUAUUCGAAGACAACCACGUGCUUAGUAGUAUAUGUGAGAAGGUCGUCAUCCCAAAUAUGGAGUUCCGGGAAUCUGAUCAAGAGCUGUUUGAAGACAAUCCUGAGGAAUUUACCAGGCGGGAUAUUGAGGGCUCAGACGUGGACACCCGGAGAAGAGCCGCUUGUGACUUAGUUAAUACCCUUAGUACACAUUUCGAGCAAAAGAUCAUGGAAAUUUUCGGGCAAUAUAUGCAAGUAAUGUUAGCAAAAUAUGCAGAAAACCCCAAGAGUAAUUGGCGGAACAAAGACGCCGCCAUGUACUUAGUGAUCUCUUUAGUAAGCCGAGGGUCAACCCAGCGCCGUGGCGUUACCCAAACCAGUCAAUUAGUGGACAUAUCUCAGUUUUGUCAUCAACAAGUUAUUCCGGAAUUACAAGGAGCAGAUAUUAAUGAACUACCAGUUUUAAGAGCAGAUGCGAUAAAGUAUUUAAUGACUUUCAGAUCAGUCUUACCAAGGGAGCUUGUUACAUCAGCCAUACCCCAACUGAUCAGGCAUCUUAGUUCCGAGAGCGCAGUGGUUCACACCUAUGCCGCGUGCUGUAUUGAGAAAAUUCUAAUUCUCAAAGACGGUAAUAACCAGGAAAUGAUCACGGGUAGCCAGAUUCAACCUUUCGUUGCUGAAUUAAUUUCACAGCUGUUUGGCGUUUUGGAAAGGCCAGUGUCUGAGGAAAAUGAAUACGUUAUGAAAGCCAUCAUGAGGAGUUUUUCCAUUCUGCAAGAGUUGGUCAUUCCGUUUCUCGGAGCUGCGUUGCCUAAGCUUACCCAAAAACUGCAGGCAGUGGCCAAAAAUCCAUCCAAGCCGCAUUUCAAUCAUUACCUUUUCGAAACGUUGUCGCUCUCUAUACGAAUUGUGUGCAAAACCAACCAAUCAGCUGUAAAGUCAUUUGAAGAUAUUUUGUUCCCAACGUUUCAAGCAAUUCUUCAGCAGGAUAUUCAAGAGUUUAUUCCAUACGUGUUUCAAAUUAUUUCGCUUUUCAUGGAAUAUUCCCCUCCGGGAAAUGUAUCUGAAGCAUAUAUGCAAUUACUUCCCUGUUUGCUGUCUCCAGUGUUAUGGGAGAGGCCUGCUAAUAUCAGUCCCCUUGUUAGAUUGUUGAAAGCCUUCUUAACCCACGCCACUCCUCAAAUCAUAGCUCAAGAUAAACUAUCUGGCUAUCUUGGAGUAUUUCAGAAACUCAUCGCUUCCAAGUCCAAUGACCAUGAAGGUUUUCAUUUGAUGCAAAGUUUACUUCAAAACGUCCCUAAAGAAGCGAUAGGCCCAUAUUUGAAACAAAUUUUCUUUUUGCUAUUUCAACGACUGUCUUCAAGCAAAACCACUAAAUUUGUUAUCAACUUUAUAGUUUUUAUUUGUUUGUUUAUCGUAAAAUAUAGUGCACGUGAACUAAUCGCUCUAAUCGAUGGAAUACAGCCACAAAUGUUCGGCAUGGUGUUGGAAAAACUAUUAAUUCCAGAACUACAGAAAGUUAAAGGACAAAUAGAAAACAAAAUUGUUUCUUGUGGCGUUAGCAAAUUGCUGUGCGAAACACCUGAGACAAUAGACGGGACUUAUGGAAAAUAUUGGCCCCAACUCCUUCAAGCUCUACUGAAGUACUUCGAAAUGCCUCCAGAUGAGUCUACGUUGCCGGAUGAUCAUUUUAUCGAAGUGGAUGAUACUCCAACUUACCAGACAUCAAACGCCCGAUUGAAUUUCGCUAACAAUUCGAAAGAAGACCCGCUGCCUGGAGUGAACGAUACAAGACAGUUUUUCGUUCAAAGUCUGGCCAAUUUGAGCUCGUCGCAGGUUGGUAAAUUGCCGACUUUAAUAAGUAACACUUCGUCCGAUUGUCAAAUGGUUCUUCAAACGUAUCUAUCCAAGUUUGGCGUUCAGCUAAAUUAGUUGGUUGCCUUUUGCGUUAUGUAAUUUAUAAGCUUAUUUUUAUAAGAGUCUCAACUUCGUAUGUAUAAAAAUUGAAUCAUUUCUGUAUGUUUUUUUAUUUUUAUGAUUGGUUAUAUUAAGUAGGAUAGUUAUAUAGUGUUUUAAUAAAGAUGAGACAACUUUCAAGAG
Molecule: messenger RNA, 3177 nt
Organism: Dendroctonus ponderosae (mountain pine beetle)
Lineage: Eukaryota; Metazoa; Arthropoda; Insecta; Coleoptera; Curculionidae
Gene: Cse1
Product: exportin-2
Exons: 2
Coding region: 100-3009 (969 amino acids)
Biological process (GO): protein export from nucleus; protein import into nucleus
Cellular component (GO): cytosol; nuclear envelope
Molecular function (GO): small GTPase binding; nuclear export signal receptor activity
Source: RefSeq, a predicted model, not a curated record